CGCGCGGCGCGAGAACGGGGGGGCGGGCGCGGCCGGGGAGGCGGCGCGCGCGCGCGCCCUGACAGCUCGGCCCUGCUCGUUCACUCGCUCGUCCCCGGCUUCCGAGCACAGCAUGGCGGUCAAGGUGCAGACAACCAAGCGAGGUGAUCCUCAUGAGUUAAGAAACAUAUUCCUACAGUAUGCCAGUACUGAGGUCGAUGGAGAACGUUACAUGACCCCGGAAGACUUUGUCCAGCGCUAUCUUGGACUGUAUAAUGAUCCAAAUAGCAAUCCGAAGAUUGUGCAGCUCUUGGCAGGAGUAGCCGAUCAAACCAAGGAUGGGUUGAUCUCCUAUCAAGAGUUUUUGGCAUUUGAAUCUGUUUUAUGUGCUCCAGAUUCCAUGUUCAUGGUGGCUUUCCAAUUGUUUGACAAGAGUGGAAAUGGAGAGGUGACAUUUGAAAAUGUCAAAGAAAUUUUUGGACAGACUAUUAUUCAUCAUCAUAUCCCUUUUAACUGGGACUGUGAGUUUAUUCGGCUGCAUUUCGGGCAUAAUCGGAAGAAGCAUCUUAACUACACAGAAUUCACACAGUUUCUUCAGGAGCUACAGUUGGAACAUGCAAGACAAGCCUUUGCACUGAAAGACAAAAACAAAAGUGGCGUGAUUUCUGGUCUGGAUUUCAGUGACAUCAUGGUUACCAUUCGGUCUCACAUGCUUACUCCCUUCGUGGAGGAGAACUUAGUCUCAGCAGCUGGAGGAAGUAUUUCACACCAGGUUAGCUUCUCAUACUUCAAUGCGUUUAACUCCUUGCUGAAUAACAUGGAGCUUGUUCGUAAGAUAUAUAGCACUCUAGCUGGCACAAGGAAAGAUGUUGAAGUCACAAAGGAGGAAUUUGCCCAGAGUGCCAUACGUUAUGGACAAGUCACCCCACUAGAAAUUGAUAUCUUAUACCAGCUUGCAGAUUUAUAUAAUGCUACAGGGCGCUUGACUUUGGCAGAUAUUGAGAGAAUAGCCCCAUUGGCUGAGGGAGCCUUACCUUACAACCUGGCAGAACUUCAGAGACAGCAAUCUUACGGAUUAGGCAGGCCUAUCUGGCUCCAGAUUGCCGAGUCUGCUUACAGAUUCACUCUGGGCUCAGUUGCUGGAGCUGUGGGAGCCACCGCUGUAUAUCCUAUAGAUCUGGUGAAGACCCGCAUGCAAAACCAGCGUGGCACUGGCUCCGUUGUCGGGGAGCUGAUGUACAAAAACAGCUUUGACUGUUUUAAGAAAGUCUUGCGUUAUGAGGGCUUCUUUGGACUCUACCGGGGUCUGAUACCACAACUUAUAGGAGUUGCUCCAGAAAAGGCCAUUAAACUAACUGUUAAUGAUUUUGUCCGGGAUAAAUUUACCAGAAGAGAUGGCUCCAUUCCAAUUUUAGCAGAAAUCCUUGCUGGAGGCUGUGCUGGCGGUUCUCAGGUCAUCUUUACUAACCCGCUGGAGAUAGUAAAGAUUCGCCUGCAGGUAGCUGGAGAGAUCACCACAGGGCCCAGGGUCAGUGCCCUGAAUGUACUCCGGGACCUGGGACUUUUUGGUCUGUAUAAGGGUGCCAAAGCGUGUUUCCUCCGAGACAUUCCCUUCUCUGCAAUCUAUUUUCCUGUUUAUGCUCAUUGCAAACUACUUCUGGCUGAUGAAAAUGGACACGUGGGAGGUUUAAAUCUCCUUGCAGCAGGAGCCAUGGCAGGUGUACCUGCCGCUUCUCUGGUGACCCCUGCUGAUGUCAUCAAGACAAGACUGCAAGUGGCUGCCCGUGCUGGCCAGACGACAUACAGCGGUGUCAUCGACUGUUUCAGGAAGAUACUCCGGGAAGAAGGGCCCUCGGCAUUUUGGAAAGGGACUGCAGCUCGAGUGUUUCGAUCCUCUCCCCAGUUUGGUGUCACUUUGGUCACCUAUGAACUUCUCCAGCGGUGGUUUUACAUUGAUUUUGGAGGCCUCAAACCCUCUGGCUCAGAACCGACACCUAAGUCACGCAUCGCAGACCUUCCUCCUGCCAAUCCCGAUCACAUCGGUGGAUACAGACUCGCCACAGCCACUUUUGCUGGCAUUGAAAACAAGUUUGGCCUUUAUCUCCCCAAAUUUAAAUCUCCUAGUGUUGCUGGGGUUCAGCCAAAGGUGGUGGCGGCAGCUCAGUGAUGAGACUACCAUUGAAUGUGGCAAAAUGGAGCCCUAAAGAAAGGGGCCUGGGAGAGCAGCCCUGUAAUGCAUCCAGUCAGCUGCAUGGUGCUGACUGAGCUGAGGAGUCAAACUGUUCUUUCUAUAUGGCGUAUACAUAUAUUUGUUUAUAAAGUAGUCAUUUGCCCAGGAAAAAAACCACAACACAAUGCAGUUUGCAGCUUUAGUUUUAUGUGUUGAAGUGUUUUCUAAGCCUUGGCAUGAAUUAGUGUUCUAGACUGCUUUGCACAGCUUGCACUUCUAGUGACUGUACAUAUUGUACAUCUUUGUACAGAGACGUCUUGGCACCUCAUCCCAACAAAUCACAUUUAUAGAAUGUAAUGCAGUUCUGAGUGGCUUGAAAUGUACAGAAUGUUUUGAAAGUGUUUUAUUAAGAAUCACAGGAAAAUAAAUGUAUUAAAGUUAAAUUCAUUCUCUUAUUGAUGACUUAUGGAAAUAAAGCAUCAAUAUUGGAUGUAUUUAA
Molecule: messenger RNA, 2648 nt
Organism: Camelus dromedarius (Arabian camel)
Lineage: Eukaryota; Metazoa; Chordata; Mammalia; Artiodactyla; Camelidae
Gene: SLC25A12
Product: solute carrier family 25 member 12
Exons: 18
Coding region: 113-2146 (677 amino acids)
Biological process (GO): malate-aspartate shuttle; L-glutamate transmembrane transport; aspartate transmembrane transport
Molecular function (GO): calcium ion binding; L-aspartate transmembrane transporter activity; L-glutamate transmembrane transporter activity
Source: RefSeq, a predicted model, not a curated record